Molecule: messenger RNA, 2696 nt
Organism: Condylura cristata (star-nosed mole)
Lineage: Eukaryota; Metazoa; Chordata; Mammalia; Eulipotyphla; Talpidae
Gene: ZDHHC18
Product: zinc finger, DHHC-type containing 18
Exons: 8
Coding region: 34-945 (303 amino acids)
Biological process (GO): protein targeting to membrane; peptidyl-L-cysteine S-palmitoylation
Cellular component (GO): endoplasmic reticulum; Golgi apparatus
Molecular function (GO): protein-cysteine S-palmitoyltransferase activity
Source: RefSeq, a predicted model, not a curated record
GGCCGCAACCGCUUCUACUGCGGCGGCCGCCUCAUGCUGGCCGGCCACGGCGGCGUCUUCGCGCUCACGCUGCUGCUCAUCCUCACCACCACGGUCCUCUUCUUCGUCUUCGACUGCCCCUUCCUGGCCCGCCACCUGACCCUUGCCAUCCCCGUCAUCGCCGCCAUCCUCUUCUUCUUCGUCAUGAGCUGCCUGCUGCAGACAAGCUUCACCGACCCUGGAAUCCUGCCCCGGGCCACUGUCUGCGAGGCAGCCGCCCUGGAGAAACAGAUUGACAACACGGGCAGUUCCACAUACCGGCCGCCCCCUCGGACCCGGGAGGUGAUGAUCAACGGGCAGAUGGUAAAGCUGAAGUACUGCUUCACCUGCAAGAUGUUUCGGCCCCCUCGGACCUCACACUGCAGUGUCUGCGACAACUGUGUGGAGCGCUUUGACCACCACUGUCCCUGGGUGGGCAACUGUGUGGGGAGACGGAACUACCGCUUCUUCUACGCGUUCAUUCUCUCCCUCUCCUUCCUGACGGCCUUCAUCUUCGCCUGCGUGGUCACCCACCUGACACUGCGCUCUCAGGGAAGCAACUUCCUCUCCACUCUGAAGGAGACACCAGCGAGCGUGCUGGAGUUGGUGAUCUGCUUCUUCUCCAUCUGGUCCAUCUUGGGCCUCUCAGGGUUUCACACUUACCUCGUCGCCUCCAACCUGACAACCAACGAAGAUAUCAAAGGCUCAUGGUCCAGCAAGAGGGGUGGUGAGACCUCUGUCAAUCCCUACAGCCAUAAAAGUGUUAUCACCAACUGCUGUGCCGUGCUCUGUGGCCCCCUACCUCCCAGCCUGAUUGACCGGAGGGGAUUUGUGCAGUCCGACACCGUGUCGCCCUUGCCCAUCAGAAGUGACGAGCCCACCUUCGGAGCCAAGCCCGACACCGGCAUGGUAGGAGGCCACCCCUGACCCGGGCUCAGUCCUUGCCACCUGCUGGCCUGUGCGCCCUCUGCACUCCCCUGCCGGGAUCCUCCCCGCUCCACCUGAGGGAUGCAGAGCUGCCAAAGACUCCAGCCUUUUCAUAUUUAUUUCCCACCCUGCGUGACUUCUCCCACACCGUUCCAUGGCUGUACCCCCUGCCCCCCAAACCCAGGUUCCCAAAGCCGUGGGCCCCACAUCCUCUCCACUGAUCAGUGGCCAGAGUCAUAGGAAAGAGGCCAAAGCCUUGAGCCCACCCAGGGGAGCCACCUGGCGUCUGCUGUGUGGCCAGAGCCCUGUGUGAGGGCGGGGGCGGGCCGAGGGUGGCGUCUCCAGUUCGGGGAGCUGCCGGCCCUGCUGAGCUCUGGCCAGCAGGCUGGGCGGGCGCCUCUGCGUGCCGCUUCCGUGUGUGGUCUCCAUCCUUUUUGUGAUGAUCAUCAUCUGUUCUCCUGUUUUUUAACUUUUGUCGUUUGUUUUCGUCUGGAGUUGGCCAGUAGGUAGAGCUGGGGGUCCAGGUAGAAAGGGCAGAGGUGGGGGCGGGGUGGGGGGAGCAGCCUGUGUCAGAGGAAGCCGGACCAGCCAGCCGGGACCCCCAGACUCAGCCUCUGCCUGAUUCCUGGGCGUCACUCCAGCUGGUGAGGCCUGGCACUCCCUCUGCCCAUGGAAGUUUCUCUGUGGGAUCCCAGCCUGACCCCCAAGUCAGGUCUGGGGAUGGGCGAGGUUUGCUCAUGCUGGCAAUACUUGAAACGGGUUUAUUAAUGCUGGGUAUUUUGCACAAUUUUAUAGACCUCUUUUUUACAUAGCAUUUUUUUAAAUGGAAGAAGAAAAAAAAGGCAGCCACGUUGCUAUUUGUAGUGCCAGGGUGAGUGCUUCCAGAAGGCAAGUUGGUUUUAAUAAGUUAAUUAUUAGAGACCUUCUGGCUGUGAGUGCGUGUGUCCGUGUGCCCAUGUGCGAAUGUGACUGGCUCCCACUUCCCCACAUCCCCUGGGCUGUCCCCUCCCUGCCGCCCUCUUGGGUGUGAGCUGGCAGCAACAGGAGUAGCCUCACGCAGGGGCACGUGCAUUGGUCUGAAAUCCCGAGCUCCUGCUGCUGCUGCUGCGGCCGCCCCACCCUCUCCUCCGCCUCGGACUUCAGACAGCCUGUGGCUGGGGACUCACCACCUCCUGCCACCCAGCCCCCGGGUUAGGCUUCCACCUGAGACCUGCCCAGACAGGCCGAGGCUGGGCGGGGUGGGUGGGGUGAUGGCUGGUGGGGAGUCGCUGCCCCACUCCCCCGAGCGCUGAGCACGGGACCUGGUGCUGGGGGCUGCGGCUGGCAGCCCGUCGGGAGGAAGGAAGAAGGGGACUGGGGGGCCAGGAGUGAAGACUGGCCUAAACCUGGGCCAGAAAUCCAGAGGAUGGCCCUCGCUUGUGGGAGUCACAGUGCCUCAUCGAAGCGAUAGAAGAUCUCUUCCGUCCUCCCUGGCUCUCAAGGGAGGCGACAUAGGCAGCCUGCAUGUUGGCCUUCCUGUUGCCGAGGCUAGCGGGUCACCAGGGGCUGGAAGUGGCAGCCAAGAGGGUCCCUUCUGGGAGAAGCAGCUUCACCCCAGCCUCGCGGCCGGGGGCCCGGGACCGUGAUGCAGUGGCCCUGGGAGGGGACUGGCGAGAGGAGGGGACCCCACCUACCUUUUAUUUAAGCCAGUAUUCUUUGUUUCUGCUUGUAAUAAAACUUUUGUUUUUAAGAAUCGAUUUGCUUUGUUUUUU